AUGCUGAAAUCAAAUGACUGCUUCUUUUCUUUGGAUAAUUUGUUUUUUGAAAAACCAGAUGAAGUUGAAAACUAUCCAAACAAUGAAAAGUCACUGGAUUUAUUUCUUCCUCCUGCUCCACUGAUUUCAGAAAUUCCAGAUACUCAAGAAUUAGAGGAAGAAAUAGAAUGUCAUAAACUAUUAGGUCAAGGGAAGAGACCAAAAAUGUUAACAUCAAACUUAAACAUAAUGAAAGAAGAUACAAAUUAUAUUUCACCAACACAAAAAUUUCAAUUUUCCUUCCUUUCUAAUAAAUAUGAACAAGAUGAUCUUAGUUUAGGAGGGGUAGGUAACAAUGACUUACCGCAUGUUGUUGGCAAGCUAACAUAUUCUCAGAAACAAAAAAAUCACAUUGGCACUGAGAUAGCACCUGAGCAAAAUGUUCCUGAUGAUACAAAAUCAGUUAAUUUUGUAGAAGAUAAAGCAGAAAGCACAUCAGCAUUCCAGAAAAGAUUAUUUAAGAUAUCUGACAAUAUAUAUGAAAGUGCUUAUUCCAAUGACAGUGCAAACUUGGACUCUCACAUUGGCUCAGUGAAAAUUGUUCAAACAGAAAUGAACAAAGGGAAAUCAAGAAACACUAGCAGUAGUAAAGAUAAACCUCAGUAUUCUGCAAAUAUGUUUAUAGCAAAUGAUGCUUUUUCUGCUUCUGAAAUUGGAGACAGCAUAUUCAAAGCACCAUCUUUUUCAGUUGCUUCCCAGCCUCGUGAUACUCAAGGGGUCAUAGGAAAUCGUUUAGGUUCCCUGAAGGCUGUCACAGAAAUUCCGGCAAAAUUUAGAAGUAUUUUCAAAGAAUUCCCAUAUUUCAACUAUGUACAGUCCAAAGCCUUUGAUGAUCUCCUUUAUACAGACAGGAAUUUUGUGAUUUGUGCUCCAACUGGUUCUGGAAAGACUGUACUGUUUGAACUAGCUAUAACAAGAUUAUUAGUGGAAGUACCAUUGCCAUGGCCAAAUAUUAAAAUUGUUUACAUGGCACCAAUAAAAGUCCUGUGUAGUCAGCGUUUUGAUGACUGGAAGGAAAAAUUUGGAGCAAUAGGACUGACUUGUAAAGAACUCACCGGAGAUACAGUAAUGGAUGACCUGUUUGAGAUUCAGCAUGCUCAUAUUAUUAUGACAACUCCAGAAAAAUGGGAUAGCAUGACUAGGAAAUGGAGAGAUAAUUCUUUGGUCCAGCUGGUUCGACUGUUUCUCAUUGACGAGGUUCACGUUGUAAAAGAUGAAAAUCGUGGUCCAAUUCUUGAAGUUGUAGUCAGCAGAAUGAAAACUGUACAAUCUGUAUCUCAGACUUUAAAAAAUAUUAGCACUGUCAUUCCAGUGAGAUUUGUAGCAGUAUCUGCAACAAUUCCAAAUGCUGAGGAUAUAGCAGAAUGGCUUUCAGAUGGUGAAAGACCCGCCUUAUGUCUGACAAUGGAUGAAAGCCAUAGACCGGUGAAACUUCGGAAAGUUGUCCUUGGAUUUCCCUACACUAGUAAUCAAACUGAAUUUAAGUUUGAUCUAACCCUCAACUACAAAAUUGCCAGUGUUAUACAGACGUACUCUGAUCAAAAACCCACACUUGUGUUUUGUGCAACAAGGAAAGGUGUACAACAGGCUGCUUCUGUUCUUCUGAAAGAUGCUAAAUUUAUUAUGACUGUGGAACAGAAACAGAGGUUACAGAAGUGUGCAUACUCCAUAAGAGAUUCAAAACUGAGAGAUUUCUUAAUACAUGGUGUUGGUUAUCAUCAUGCUGGCAUGGAGCUGUCAGAUAGAAAAGUAGUUGAAGGAGCUUUUACUGUUGGAGAUCUACCAGUUCUUUUUACUACCAGUACUUUAGCAAUGGGAGUAAAUUUGCCUGCUCACCUGGUAGUUAUAAAAUCUACAAUGCAUUAUGCUGGAGGAAUGUUUGAAGAGUACAGUGAAACAGAUAUUCUACAGAUGAUUGGUAGAGCUGGACGACCUCAAUUUGACACUACAGCUACUGCAGUUAUUAUGACUCGAUUAAAUACAAAAGAAAAAUACAUUCAGAUAUUAGCUUGUAGUGACACUGUAGAAAGCAGUUUACACAGACAUCUCAUUGAACAUUUAAAUGCAGAAAUAGUAUUGCAUACCAUCACAGAUGUGAAUAUUGCCUUGGAAUGGAUACGGUCAACCUUUCUUUAUAUCAGAGCCUUGAAAAAUCCAUCUCAUUAUGGUUUUGCAUCUGGAUUGAACAAAGAUGGAAUUGAAGCAAAAUUACAAGAAUUAUGUUUAAAGAAUCUGAAUGAUUUAUCAUCCCUGGACUUAAUAAAGAUGGAUGAAGAUAUUAAUUUCAGACCAACUGAAGCAGGAAGAUUGAUGGCUUGGUAUUAUAUUACAUUUGAGACAGUGAAGAAAUUUUUUACACUCAGUGGAAAAGAAACUGUAUCAGAUCUGGUCACAAUGAUAGCUGGCUGCAAGGAAUUUUUUGAUAUACAAUUGAGAAUAAAUGAAAAGAAAACACUGAAUACGUUGAACAAAGAUCCAAAGCGAGUAACUAUCAGAUUUCCAAUGGAAGGAAGAAUUAAAACAAGAGAAAUGAAAGUAAAUUGUCUUAUUCAGGCUCAACUAGGAUGCAUUCCCAUACAAGAUUUUUCUCUGACACAAGAUACUGCAAAGAUUUUCAGAAGUGGCUCACGAAUUACAAGAUGGUUGUCAGAUUUUGUGGCUGCUCAAGAAAAGAAGUUUGCUGUACUAUUGAAUAGUUUGAUUUUAGCUAAGUGUUUUAGGUGUAAACUUUGGGAAAACUCUUUGCAUAUAUCCAAACAGCUGGAAAAAAUUGGUAUAACUUUGUCAAAUGCAAUGGUAAAUGCCGGUUUGAUUUCCUUUAAAAAAAUAGAAGAAACAGAUGCAAGGGAACUUGAACUGAUUCUAAACAGACAUCCCCCUUUUGGAACCCAAAUAAAAGAAACUGUGAUGUAUCUACCAAAAUAUGAACUUGAAGUGGAACAGAUUUCAAGAUACAGUGAUACCAUGGCAGAAAUAUUAGUGACCAUUAUAUUAAGAAACUUUGAACAGCUACAAACUAAAAGAACAGCACCAGAUUCUCACUACGUUACCUUAAUCAUAGGCGAUGCAGAUAAUCAAGUAGUUUAUUUUAAGCACAAAAUUAUGGAUUCUGUUUUGCUGAAAACUGGAAAUUGGACUAAAAAGAUUGAUGUGAAGAGAGCUCUGAAAUCUGAAGAUCUUAGCAUAAAUCUAAUAAGUUCUGAAUUUGUUGGACUUGAUAUUCAGCAGAAAUUUACAGUCUUUUACUUGGGACCCAAGAGGUUUGGAAAUCAAAUAAUUAUGCAAGGAAAAUCAGAAAUAGAGAUUGCCCAUUCUAAACAUUCAGAUAGAUCUAUUCCAGCAGGACCCAAUAAAGGAAUGACUCCUUGCAAGAAACCUGGGAACCGAGACUGCAAUCAUCAUUGUAAAAAUAAACAUACAUGUGGACAUGACUGCUGUAAGAUUGGAGUUGCUCAGAAGUCAGAAAUUAAAGUGCCAACAAUUUCUUCAUAUUUAUCUGACUUAAGAAACAGAAAUGCUGUUUCAGCUCUUCCUCCAGUUAAACGUCUGAAGAUGCAGAUGAAUAAAUCUCAAAGUGUGGACCUUCAAGAGUUUGGUUUUAUUCCAAAACCUUCCCUUCCAAGUACAUCAAGGUCAGAACAUUUAAAUAUACCUGAGUUGCCUAUAAUGAACCAGUGGGAUCAGCAUAAAAUCCGUGGAAAAGUUCAACAAGAACUAUCUGAAUAUGAAAACAAAGAAAUUUUGAAUGUGAACUUUGAAUUAGAAAAUGAAGUUUGGGAUGAUUUUGAUGAUGAAAGCUUAAUAGAAGUUUCUAGCUUUUCACCUGAUACUGAAAAGACAAAAACAUCAGGAUUUCAGGACACUUUGGGUUCAACUACCAGGGAAAAUAAGCUACCCCUCCAAGAAUCAAAGAGCAACUUCCAAAGAGAAAUGUUAAACAGUUUUGUUUCAUCACAUAAGAAGCCAGAUACUUACUUACCAAAUUCUGCUAUGUCCAAGUUCGGUGCCUCCUCCAUGACAAAACUACCUCAGCAAGCUGGAAAUGGAAAUGAUGUCUAUUUACAAGAAAGGAAACAACAAAGUCUGUCACCAGAGAUUGAGAGGCUAUACUUUCCUCACUCUAAGAAAAACCCAAAUUGUUCAAAUUUUAAUGAAGUAGAUUUUUUUAUUAGCAACAGCGAAUGUAAAAAGGAAAUCGAUUUUAGUAGGUAUCAUGCUAUUGAUGAAGCUGGAGAAAUGAAAUCUCUUCUGGGAAUAUUUGAUGGUAUUUUCUAA
Otolemur garnettii (small-eared galago) is the source of this 4314-nucleotide messenger RNA. It is a transcript of the gene HFM1, whose product is annotated as HFM1, ATP dependent DNA helicase homolog. The transcript has 38 exons. The record is from RefSeq and is a predicted model, not a curated record. Lineage: Eukaryota; Metazoa; Chordata; Mammalia; Primates; Galagidae. Bases 1 to 4314 code for a protein of 1437 amino acids. Gene Ontology annotation, molecular function: nucleic acid binding; ATP binding.